UCAUUCCUUUUAUAGAUCUAGUUUAGUGAUGUGGGCUUUUCAUUUCAAGAACUUAUUUCUAUUCUAUUCUAGAUUGACUAGAACUGGUCUAGAACUAUAGAUUUGGAUCAAGAAUCUAGAUCUAUAUAUCUAGUCAGGGCCGGAUUUUGGGGAAGGGCCCAACAUUUAGAGAUAACUAAAAUUAUAAAAUUUUCGAUUUACUCAGUCAGGGAGCUAGAUUCUAGAUUUCAGCAAAAUCAUCCAUAAACCAUUUAAAUCUAGACUAUCAACAUGGUGACAGAAUUUUUCUGGAGUGAAUGUGCACACUUUAUAAUGACUGUGGACAUGUUCCCAGUCUUUUUUGCAGCACAUUUCACUCUUGCUGCCCUCAUUGUAAGAGAUGAUUCAAAAGACUUAGGUGCUGGUGUAUUUCGCCAGGGUCAUCCCUUUGCUAUGUGGUGCUGCACUGUAUUGGCAGGUCUUUCUGGAGUUUUUGUGGCUAACUUUCUGUUUGCUAAUCCUUUAGUGGACAUAUUGAAAGAACACAAGCUCAUAAUGUUUAUCACAUUGAUAUGGUAUCUGGUGAAUUAUUGUCCCUAUGAUUUAGUUUACAGAGCAUGUACAUCAAAACCUAUAAAGAUACUAGCAUCAGUUCUACAAGAAUUUCUGAGAGUCAGGUUCAUAUACCUUGGACUACAGCAGGCAUCUAAGAUUUACCCAGGUGCUUACAUUAUAAUGGUCAUUGGUGGAGCUAUCAAAGGCAAUGGUUAUGGUUUUCUACGCAUUGUGGAGCGUCUUAUCCGCGGAAAAUGGACACCAGAGGCAAAUGACAUUUUAAAUAUGACUUAUUUUGCCAAAUCUGCAGUGUAUGCCAGCAUUAUUUUUCUGCUUCAUCAUAUUGACAUCAUUGCGUUUCCCAUCCAGUAUUUAUAUUGUGCAAUUGUAGCCAUCUUUGUAGUAUUUCGAUUAACAAUAAUUUUUGGUGAAGUUUCUGACCCAUUAAGUUCUAUUGAGAAACCUAUAUGCUCUGUAUUAUUCCGUUGUUAUACAAAGUCACAAGAUAUUAAAGUCAAAACAAACUAGAACUUGUUUUUUUUUACUAUUAUUAUUUAAACAUAAAAGAUUGCUUUAAUUUUCUUUUAAGUACUUUUACCAUUAUUGUUCUAGAAUGAAAACUAAUUAAACUUAUACCCACCAAUAUUUUAUACAAAUAUAUUUUCAAAUAUCCCUUAAUAUAUAAACAGCAUUAAGUAACUUAUGGUUAAAUGUGACAUCCUUAUAAUAAUUUGUAUGCUUAAAUAUGUAUGUAUAUAUAUAUAUAUAUGUCCGGCAUGUUAUUGAUAUUUGUAUGUGCUCUAGUUAGUGGAAUGUUUCCAUUAAAACCCCAUCAGAAGUUGAUACAAGUGCAAAACCACUGUGAUCAUUAAUUUCAUUGAUACAGGUACAAAUUAUGACAUUGUAUGCAUGUAAAAAGUGAGAAUGUGACUAACCUGGAUCUCUGAGUGUACAUUCCAAAAUUUUGUAUUGGAGCAGUUUACUUUUUCCCCUUAUUUUUAUAUUAUAUAUCUUACCAAAUUAGCUGUUUUCAAGUCAUUCAAACUCUUUUCCAGACUUAUUUGUUUUUUAAUAAAAAAAAAAAUUAAAAUUAUAUUUUAUUGUAAUUAAGGUAUAAGAUGCUAAGAGAUAUGCACUGUUCUACUGAACUAAAUAAAAACAUUUUUUUAAAUGUA
This is a messenger RNA of Biomphalaria glabrata, 1709 nucleotides long. Its product is annotated as trimeric intracellular cation channel type 1B.2-like. Gene Ontology annotation, cellular component: membrane. The record is from RefSeq and is a predicted model, not a curated record. The transcript is spliced from 6 exons. Bases 271 to 1062 code for a protein of 263 amino acids. Gene Ontology annotation, biological process: potassium ion transmembrane transport. Gene Ontology annotation, molecular function: potassium channel activity; identical protein binding. NCBI's taxonomy places the organism in Eukaryota, Metazoa, Mollusca, Gastropoda, Planorbidae.